UACGAUGCAUUGAGCCCAACAAAACCACCACACUCGCUCUCCGCUCACUUUGACUGCACUCGUGGUUCAUUUUCAUCGUUUUCUCCUACAGCCGGGUCCUUCUUUCUCCCAGAAAUUUAAAUUUACAACCACAUUUCAAAAUGGUGAAGGUGAAGUGCUCAGAAUUGAGGACGAAGAAGAAGGAGGAGUUGGUCAAACAACUUGAGGACCUCAAGGGUGAACUUCAAGGUCUUCGAGUGGCGAAGGUCACCGGUGGAGCCGCCUCCAAACUCUCCAAAAUUCGCGUUGUAAGGAAAGCUAUUGCCAGGGUGUACAUAGUUAUGCACCAGAAGCAAAAGGAGAAUUUAAAGAAACUUUACAAGAAUAAGAAGCAGAAGCCAUUAGACCUCCGGCCCAAGAAGACCCGUGCUAUCAGAAGAGCACUUACCAAGCAUGAAAAGAACCUGAAAACCCCAAAACAACUCAAAAAGUUAAGGGCUUUCCCCAAGAGAGUGUUUGCCGUUAAGUCCGCUUAAAUUAAUUUGUACACCUUACAUUGUUUUACGUUAAUAAAGCCGACAAGGUAAACAAUAAGCUCUAUAAGGAUUACGGUUUAUUGAA
Molecule: messenger RNA, 600 nt
Organism: Folsomia candida
Lineage: Eukaryota; Metazoa; Arthropoda; Collembola; Entomobryomorpha; Isotomidae
Gene: RpL35
Product: 60S ribosomal protein L35
Exons: 4
Coding region: 141-515 (124 amino acids)
Biological process (GO): translation; maturation of LSU-rRNA from tricistronic rRNA transcript (SSU-rRNA, 5.8S rRNA, LSU-rRNA)
Cellular component (GO): ribosome; cytosolic large ribosomal subunit
Molecular function (GO): structural constituent of ribosome; mRNA binding
Source: RefSeq, a predicted model, not a curated record